Messenger RNA from Maniola jurtina (meadow brown), 2785 nucleotides. Its product is annotated as zinc finger protein 439-like. The coding region runs from base 267 to 2519 and encodes 750 amino acids. NCBI's taxonomy places the organism in Eukaryota, Metazoa, Arthropoda, Insecta, Lepidoptera, Nymphalidae. Gene Ontology annotation, biological process: regulation of cytokine production; regulation of immune system process; negative regulation of transcription by RNA polymerase II. Gene Ontology annotation, molecular function: zinc ion binding. The transcript has 9 exons. The record is from RefSeq and is a predicted model, not a curated record. Gene Ontology annotation, cellular component: nucleus.
CACAGAGUACCUACUUUUUUAGUUUUCUUUUUGGCUUCACCCAAUCUUUGACCCAAUUUCGUCUUUGCUUGUCUCUGCUUUUGUUUCCAACUUGGACAUCAUGUUUGUAUGUCUAUGAAUUUAAACUUUUCAAUGAAAGGCGAAAAUAUGGACACCAAAAAAGUACCUACUUUGUGAUUAAAAAACGUACUUAUGCAUUAAAAAGUAAAAACUCUAAUCCCUAUUAAUCAGAUUCUAGGUAAAAAAGUAAAAACUAGGCAUUAAAAAUGCGGUGUUGUGUGCCUUUCUGCAAAAAUACUUCGGCCAAUGUAUCACCAUCAGAGGGAGAAGGGAAGGAGAUUAGUUUUCAUCGUUUCCCAAGUGAAGUGCAUCUCCGCGCUGCUUGGCUCCGAGCCCUCGGCAAACAAGACAGUCUACCGGACUCUGCAGUGGUCUGCUCGCAGCAUUUUCUAAAUGAUGACCUUUAUGAAACAGAAAGUGGCUUAAGGCAAAUUGGUGCUGGUGCUAUUCCUUCAAUGGUGCAGGUUUGCACAAUAUGCCUUGACACUGACAGUAAGCUGUUUCUAAUGAAGAAAUAUAACUUGGAUGAAGCAUAUGAAAAGUUAACUGGACAUCCCUUGUGUGAGCAAGGAAACCUAAAACAAACACUUUGUGUGCAAUGUGCUCAGAGAUUACUAAACUUUAGCAGAUUUAGAGACAAGAGCUUGAGAGCCCGUGCACUGAUGAUGGACUUAGUUGAAAAACAUGAAUUAAUAACAAAGCGACAUAUCAAAAUGAUAAGCCGCACAAAACACCAACUAGAGAGUAGUAUGGGGUUGACAACGCUAGGACCCGACCACUGUGACUUAUACAUAGUAGAACACCCCUCGGAAGACGAACAAACUGAAUUAGAGGAGACAGACCACCAAGUUCUAGUGAAAACUGAAGGAAGUGAUGACUCUAUGUCGGUUGAUGAGGACUCAGAAGUGGUGAAUGAAGAUGACAAUAAUGCAGUAACUGUUGAAGAUGAGUUUGCAACUUCUAAUGAGGAAGACAUAUCUGACUAUAGCAUUAUGUUGGAAGCAAAAUCACUGGAUGAAGCUCUUCACAAAGCUCUCAAGACGAAACAUUCAUACACGCGACAUAUGAGUGUAAAGCUCGAGAACGGUGAUGGUGAUGGUGAAUGUGAGACGUCACAAGUAUGCAAGCCUCAUACAGCUGUGAGCUCUAGCUGCUCACACUCUUCACUCAUCACUGAGAACAAGCGGGCAGACUCCAGCCCUUCUGCACAUUCUGCCCAACCCUUUGUCGCUCCGCUGCCUGCGAGUCUAACGACAAGUAACGAAGUAAAAGUGUCCCCACCUGAAGUAGCCGAUACAAACUUCAGAUUAACAGAUUGUUUUGUCAAACUGUAUGAUAUUUUCUCCAAGAAAGUCGUACCUAGACAACACAGAAAGGCUGUUAGGUCUUGUGUCAGUCAGAACAUUGUGUCCAAAGAUAUCAGUUAUCAGGCAACAAGUAAGAAUGAAGUCUCUACGACAGAAUAUGUUGAACCAGUCACUAAUUCUGUACAAGAAGUUGUAUCGAAAACUGUACAAAGCAAAACUGAUUGUUUAAAGAAUGUCAUUAAUGUACAAUGUUCAUUACAAACUAGUUCACACACUGAGGAUAGUCGGUUCAUUUGUGAUAUUAGUCGAAAAGCGUUUAAACGAAAAAGUCUCUUAGUAAAACACAUAACGACUCACGCUGAAGUAACACAGUUCACUUGCAAGAUUUGCCAGUACGAUUGUAAGUAUCCAAGCUAUCUGAAGAUACACAUGCGAACUCACACUGGCGAAAAGCCAUUUCCUUGCAAGUUAUGCAAUUACAAAUGUGCACGAAAUAGCCAUCUAGUGGCGCACAUGAGAACCCACUCUGGUAUAAAACCUUUCUCGUGUCAAUUAUGCAACUACAAAAGUGCACAAAAGAGCCGUCUGGUGACGCACAUGAGAACCCACUCUGGUAUAAAACCUUUCUCGUGUCAAUUAUGCAACUACAAAAGUGCACAAAAGAGCCAUCUAGUGGCGCACAUGAGAACCCACUCUGGUAUAAAACCUUUCUCAUGUCAGUUAUGCAAAUACAAAUGUGCACAAAAUAGCAGUCUAGUGGAGCACAUGAAAACCCACUCUGGUAUAAAACCUUUCUCGUGUCAAUCAUGCAACUACAAAAGUGCACGAAAGAGCCGUCUGGUGACGCACAUGAGAACUCACACUGGUAUAAAACCUUUCUCAUGUCAGUUAUGCAAUUACAAAUGUGCAGAAAACGGCACUCUAGUGACGCACAUGAGAACCCACACUGGUAUAAAACCUUUCAUGUGUAAUUUAUGCAAUUACAAAUCUUCAUACAAUAGCAAUCUAGUGAGCCACAUGAGAACACACACUGGUAUAAAACCUUUCAUGUGUAAUUUAUGCGAUUUCAAAAGUGCACAUAAACAUAAUCUGACGAGACAUAUGCUGAGAACUCACACUGCCACUGGUGACAAGCCUUCAUCGUGUUCGUGAAUCGUGAGCCGCACGUCCCACUCCGCCGCCGGAGAAGGCUUAGGACAUGAAGUCUACAACAGACAGCGAGUAGUGUGCUUUGUGUAGAGUGUAUCUUGGAGGACCUGGGCAUGACGCGCUCGCUUUGGGAUGCCCUGACGUUAAUAAAUACACUACCUACAUGUUAUUAUUAUUAUUCUCCAGAAAAUAGUUAUUAUAAAGUUCAAUACUAAAGACUGACUACUCCUCUUAACAAACUCUGAAAUAGAGGGAAAAAUAUCUUUAAA